GCAAUCGCAGUUGUUAUGUUGGUAAAAUGAGCGCACGAGAGUUCAUUUUGUAGUUAUUUGCAUUGGUGUUUCAAAAAUUUGUGCAAGCAAGGCAUUUAUUUUAUGUUUAUAAUUGUACGAGUACAGACCAAACAAACAAUUUUAAUAUUGUAACAAAUACUUAAAACAGCUAGAGAUGAAUAGACCGCCGCCGAGAGGACGUGGGGCCCUUAUGGCCGCACUUAAACUUCAAAAAGAGAAGGAAGCUGAAAAACCUGUAGGCAUUGAACCAGAACCUCCAAAGCCAACACAAGCUAGGGGCCGUUCUGCCAGUCUUUUAAAACUUUUAGCUGCCAAGCCAGGACCUUCAGUAGAAACUACAACUGAUGUAAAUAAACCUACAUCAAGUGGUUCAACUUCCAGUGUUCCAGUGUCUUCAGAUGAACCAACUAAGACAGUGUCCGCAGAUGAACCAACUAAAGCUGAUGUUCCAGUAUCCCCAUCUAAAAGCAGUGUAGAGGAGAUCACAAGAUCCACAUCUCAAAUGUCCUUUGUUGAGAAGGAACCUGUGUAUUUUCAAGGUGAGAGUGGUAAACCCCUGCGCCUAUCUGUCAAUUACAUUAAAUUAGAAUUGGCACAAGAUAGAGGAGUUUAUGAAUACGAAAUCAAAUUCAAUCCCGAAUUAGAUGCUAAGAAUAAGAGGUUCAGAGCUGCUAAUCAAGUUAUAAAACAACUUGGCAUGGCUAAAGUAUUUGAUGGAGGCAACACCCUGUAUCUUCCACAACAAAUAACGAGCACAUCUCAAACUUUUACUGUAGACGAUGAGGAGAAAACCAUUUCCGUGAAAUUAAUUUAUAAAAAAAAGAAAAAUAUGGCGGAUUAUGACUGCCUUCAUUUAUAUAAUGUUUUAUUUAAACGCAUUAUGAACAAAUUAAAAUAUACAGCUAUUGGUAAAAACUACUUUGACACUAAUAGCAAACAUUUGGUUCCUCAACAUAAAUUGGAAAUCUACCCAGGUUUUGCUAUUGCCGUCGAUCAACAAGAGGAUGGCUUGAUGCUGUGUCUAGAUCCGCAGCAUAGAGUUUUAAGAACUCAGAAUGCGAACGAACUCCUUCGCGAACUAAGGUCCCAACAUCGAGAUAUUCAAACCUACCAAAAAGUGGCCACUGAAUAUGUAAUAGGAUGCUGUGUUUUUACCAAAUACAACAAUAAGAACUACAUUGUAGACGAUAUUAUUUGGGAUCAAUCUCCACAAAAUACCUUUCCUACAAGAGACGGAAACCAUAUAUCUUAUAUCGAAUAUUAUAAGCAGCAAUAUAAUAUUACUAUACAGGACUACGAUCAACCCCUGUUAAUUAACAAAAAAGAGGUGCCGGUACAGGGAUCCGAACAGAAAGUUGAAAGAGUGGUUUGCCUCAUUCCCGAAAUUACGCAUCUUACCGGACUCACAGAUAACAUGAGGAGUGAUUUUAAGGUUAUGAAAGAUGUCGCUCAAUUUACUCGAGUGACACCGAAUCAGAGGGUAGCUGCAUUAAGAAAGUAUUUACAGAAUAUAAAUAACAACGAAGAAGCGAAACAAAUUUUAGCUGAUUGGGGACUGAAAAUAGCAAACGAUACCUUAAACCUGGGUGGUCGAAAAUUAGACAAUGAAAUAAUAUAUUUCGGACAAGGUCAACAGUUUCAAACGAACAAUAACGCUGAUUGGACGCGACCGUCGGGAGAAAAUCAGGUGACAGGACCGGUUGAUAUGUACAAUUGGAUAGUGUUUCAUACAGACCGAGACAGAAAGUAUGCGUAUGACUUUGGUGAGUUAAUGUGUAAGCUAGGAAAUGUAAUGGGGUGUCACAUUAGUAAGCCGAAAAUGGUUAAACUUCCGGGCGAUACAAACGAAAAUUACAUACAAGCCUGCCAGCAAUAUAUUGAUAAAAAUGUUCAGAUUGUAGUAUUCAUUUGUCCAACCAUGCGGUCAGAUCGGUAUGGACACAUCAAGAAGAUGUGCUGUUCACAGAUACCAGUACCUUCGCAAGUCAUCAAUUCUAGAACACUUUCAAAUCCGGGCAAGGUCAGGUCUAUAGUGCAAAAAAUCGCACUUCAGAUGACCUGUAAAUUGGGAGGAACUCUGUGGACAGUACGAUUCCCAUUCAAGGGUUGGAUGAUCUGCGGAAUCGACGUCUAUCACGGGAAGAAGUCCAGCUCAGUAUGUGGAUUCGUUUCGAGUCUUAAUGAAUCCGUAUCAAGGUGGUUCAGCACUGCAACGUUCCAGGCAGGGGAACUUGGAGAUUUUAUGAAAACAGCAUUUAUAAAAGCAUUAGAAGCAACGCGAAAUGCAAAUGGCUACUACCCUAAAAAAGUUGUAAUAGUUAGAGACGGUGUAGGCGAUGGACAACUAACCCACUGCCAAAGAUAUGAGGUUAAGCAGUUAGAAAGCUGUUUAAAGGAAUUAGAGUUGGAUAUAAAAAUAUGUUUUGUGGUUGUACAAAAGAGAAUAAGCACCAGGAUAUUUUCACAAGGCCACGAUGGUGCAGAUAAUCCUCCCUGCGGUACAAUACUGGACCAUUCAAUAACAAGGCGACAAUUACCAGACUUUUUCCUAGUGCCACAAAGUGUUAGACAGGGUACCGUAAAUCCUACACAUUAUAUUGUUCUUCACGAUACAUGUGGGCUAAAACCUGAUCACAUACAAAGACUGUGCUAUAAACUUUGCCAUUUGUAUUACAACUGGCCUGGUACGAUUAGAGUACCAGCUCCGUGUAUGUACGCCCAUAAGUUAGCAUCAUUAGUGGGACAGCACCUCAAGAAACUGCCCAGCGCUGCGCUGGCAGAUAAAUUGUUUUAUCUGUAGACAUAUCGUUUGUUAAAAAUUAUGUUCUCUACGGUACCUGCUACCAAAAGAGUGAUUAUGCGCACAGACUGUGUACACUCUUCCAAUUAUGUUACAACUCGACUGGUACGAUAAAGGUACGUAUCCAUGAGUUGGUGCUCCGUGCUCCGUGUAGCUGCUCAAAUGGAUACGGCAUGCGCUCCCCUACAUAUAAACCGCAAACCGGUUGAAUCGAAGAGGGUGAGCGACGAACACCAACGUAUCCACUAUGUGUAGCUGCUACACGGAUCACGGAGCACCAACGUAUGGACACGUACCUUAAGAGUACUGACUCUGUGUAUCGACAUGUUCUGUGUUGGCUGAUUAAUUGUGAAAUCGGUUGUUAUAAGGUGUGUUUGUUUUCUAAAAAUUUGUAUUUGUUUUUUUGUGCGUGUGGAGUAUAUUAUGUGGAGUUGUGAACUAAAGUGUCGCUUCAGAAAAUUGUAUAUAUAGCUUGAAAACUGUCUUAAUAAUAUCUAUAGUUUUCCAUCAUAAACUUUAUUGGCGAGCGGUUUACCCCUAAAUAGAAUAAACAAUUUUUUUUUUCAUUUCUACUGCACCAAACCUUUUUUUAAUCGAUACGGUUUUUAGCAAGAUAGAAACCACUUAUCAUCGUCAUAUAUAUAUUUGAUUACAGAUUCUAAAGCUUUUUGUGGAAUUGCAAUUGAGUUAUUUAUUUUUGUAGAAAAAGAAUCCCAAAGAUUUUUAAUUAACCCAUUAACGCCUAAAAAGAAACAAGCUUGGAAAAAUGGUAAAGGAUACAAAAUUGUGUUUGGGUUACACAUGUAUUACAUAAUGUUAAAAAAACCUUUUUUUUCAAAAUCAUUUUGAAAUACAAAGACGUCCUCAAAUGGGGACGUUAGGUAUUUGUAUGGUAUUUUUCAAAAUAUCAUUUUUCAAUACACAUUCUUUUUCACACUUUUUCAUGUCCACCUUGCCUUCAUAUGACACACAGAACACUUUCUGUUUUUCCAGUUUUCCCGGAAAAUGAAAGCUUUCGGUGACUUCAAUGCUGGAACCAGCUUUUCUUUUGCUUUGUGUUCUUGGAACUACGUACUAUUUAAAUGAUGACAAGAUUCUAAUUGAUCCAUCACAUUUUCAGAAAAAAUUUGAUUAAGUUAAUUCAAGAUCAUGUCAAGAAAGUACGUAAAUAAAACCCACCACCACUUUUUGUCUUUUAUUCUUAUACGAUAUAAUGAUACGCACUGAUCAUGCGCAUCAGCUCCACAAAUUCAAAAAUUGUAGGAAGCAAACAAUUUUGGCUGUACUAUAUUUUCUUUUGAUUUUAUACCGUUUUACAUGACCUAGUGGUUCAAGGGUAAUUGGAUAACAUAGAACAAACACUAUCGUCAAGCCAUUGUGCAAACAAAAUUUCAUUAGUUUUGUCGAAUCUAUAAUCAUAUGUAUCUCUUGCCAUUUUCUUCAUUAGCUAAGACUCCAUUACUGGACACUUUUGCACACAAUUUUCUCUUACAGUUCCUUUUGCCUAUGUUUUUUUGUUUCAGAUACGAUCUUUAAAAUCACCUAUUUUGGCAUUAGCCUCUAGAUGAACAAACUUUCUUAUUUUUAAGUACCUCAUCGCGUUAUAAAACACAGGAAACUCCUAGGUCCUCAUCUAAUGACCAGUAUAACCUUUCUCGUGAUAAUCUGUUAUACCCAGUUAGAUAAUAUAAUAUUGCAAAAAAAGUUUGCAUUUCGUUUGGAUUAAAAGAGUGAUUAUUUUUUUUACUGUGCGUACAAAAUAAUUGACUGGUCUCGAAGGUACCUACAGUAGGAAAAAUGAAAUAAUACCCAUGAACGAACAUAUAAAACACGCUGUAUUUUUCUGUCACCGUGUCACACAAAAAAUUGGCCAGCGCAAGUACAUGUAAUAAUUAUUAUUACAUGUACUUGCGCUGGGCAAUUUUUUGUGUGACACGGUGACAGGAAAAUACAGUGUGUUUUAUAUGUUCGUUCAUGGGUAUUCUUUCAUUUUUCCGACUGUAUGUAAUAAUUUCUUCAGUAAUUUUUCAUGAAUUUGAAUGGGUGAUAAAUUCCUCAGAGCUUCGUUAACGUUUUUCUUCUCCUCUUCAAAUGAUGUUUACUGUUGUGGUAGUGGAUUGAAAAUUGGUUUUUACCCGCUUGAGUUUUAAAAAAUUAGCACAUUCCUUGGAUAGUCCACCCGAAACUUCAUCAGUUCUUCUAUCAUCUGGUUUAUUAUGAGACUUAAUAGAAGUUUCUAUAGUUCCAGGAAUUAUUUGGAAUGCAAUUUAAGUCUUCUAGAAAAUCAUAAUCAAGUUCUUCGGUAAGUAUCUGUCACUUCAUCCAAAUUUGGUGGCAGAACACACAAAUCAAUAUUUUUCAGAUGUUGAUAUUCCUGAUUAUUAACUUCUUCCACGUUUGUUCCAAUUUUUGGAAGGUUCCAUAGUUGUAGGAUCCAUAAUGAUCUGAAAACAAGCAAAUACGCGAAUUGGACAUAUUUGUGCCUAACGUCCUCGUUCGAGGACGGUAAAAUAUAGUGGCUGUUAAAUACUACCAAAUAUAAAAUAAAUUUGUUGUGUUGAAUACUUACAUUUAGAAUAGUCCGUGGGCUUAUAAUUUGCGGUAUAAAACUUUUAAAACUAAUUUUUUUUUUCUUGGUGGAAAAAUGUUUUUAAUUUGUAACUGCACCUCUUCAGAAUCUCAUGUACUACAAAGCACUAUAUAGUCACAACUGGUUGUAUUUAAAGCGAACUGAAGCCAGUUACUGACUACACUAUUUAUCUUAAGAAAAGAAAACGUGACAAAUAGCCCAAAACGUUUUUAAAUUCAACAGAAAUUUUAUUUUUAUAGGCCUCCUCAAAUGAGUACGGUCGGCGUUAAUGGGUUAAGGCAUUUUUAUGGGGGUAAACCGCUCGCCUAUUAUUAUCGUAUAUAUCAUAUGGGUUCUUCAUGAGAAGAUACACUUAUUAAUGUGGCAAGAAACCACACUAUGUGAUGUAACGAAAGAGGUAAAUGGAAGAAGUCAAAUGACAUUUGCUAAAUUUUGAGAUAUUGAGUUAUUUUAAAGUUACUUUCUUGUAGCACAUUUGAAGCAUUAUAUUAAGCCGCAGUUAUAGUUUGUCAAUUAUUAUAAAUCUAUUCCUAGACUCCUGGUCUAUAUAAAUAAAGUAACGAUAGUUUUUAUCUCUAUUGUUUGCCCGGUCUACGCGUGAUAAUUGUCUAUAGAUAAAACAUUAUUUUAACCGAUCUUUGAUUUCCUUCCCUAGCCCCAGCCAUCCUUCACCUAGCAACGUUUUCAACCUAAACGUUGUUUUCUUGUAUUUUGGAUUCUGAAUAUCAUAGAAAUACAUCUUUUCGUUAGUAACAACAUUUUUGUAGCAGUAAUAAUACUACUAGAGUACCAAGCGCGCUAAAACCAAACCUAUUAUUAUCUUGCAUUGUUGGAAGAGACACAAUGGUCUACAGUGGGUCUCCCCCAUUCUUUUUUUCUAUUUAGUGUCCACUUGUUUAUACACUGUAUGUUACAUUUUCUUCUAAUGUCUUCACUCCUCUUUCGAUCCCUUACUGAAGCUUAUGUUAUUACAAAUGAAAUGAUCCGUAGAAAUCCAUCCAAUUAUAGAAUAUGUUCAAGAUAACAUCGACUGUCUCGAAUCUGUUUCUGAUCUAUGGCCAUACUAUAAAAUUCUUCAGAAUUUUAAAGUUUGGCCACAGAAUACUUCAGCUUAUCACAAAAGGUAAAAUCGAGGUCCGCAAAGGAAUUGGAAAGAAGCAGAUGUCAUGGCACAAGAACAUUCCGAUGGGAUAGGUAUAGGCAGUGCCGAACAACUAUUCCGAUCUGCUGAAAACCGUGAACAACUCACCAAUGUAAUUGCCAACGUUAGGAGGACCUAACGUGG
Messenger RNA from Diabrotica virgifera virgifera (western corn rootworm), 6696 nucleotides. RefSeq names its product piwi-like protein Ago3. The transcript has 9 exons. The coding region runs from base 176 to 2821 and encodes 881 amino acids. The record is from RefSeq and is a predicted model, not a curated record. Gene Ontology annotation, cellular component: P granule. NCBI's taxonomy places the organism in Eukaryota, Metazoa, Arthropoda, Insecta, Coleoptera, Chrysomelidae. Gene Ontology annotation, biological process: regulatory ncRNA-mediated gene silencing. Gene Ontology annotation, molecular function: piRNA binding; protein binding.